CAGUUCGUAUGUGGCAAUUUGGCUAAGUAGGCGAAGAAUUCACUCUAUUUUUCCGAAUUACGAAUGAUUCUUCGAAUAAUAUCAUAAUUAUGUUUCAAAGAAUAAUCUGCAAUGCUGUUUCUUAAUAUAUUGACUUUAUGGAAGUCCUUCACCAUGUUACAUUUAUUAUUAUUGCUGAUGUGUACUUCACAUGUUUCACCUGGUGCAAAUGAUCUCCAUUUCUAUGAUGGCUCUUCAACGGCUGACAUCAUUGCUGGAGAUGUUUUCUUCGAGAUUGUGGAUCCUCCCGAGUUGAGCUACUCCUUUCGGAUUCGACCAGCAAAAGACUUUGGAGCUCCUUUUAACCAGAGCUUUCAGUUCGAGAAAGCCCGUUUAGUGCCAACUGUACCCAUCCAUAGUUGCUCAGAUAUUUUGAAUACUGAUGAGCUCACCGGCCAUAUUGCGUUGUCUGAGAGAGGUGAAUGCUCAUUCGUGUUCAAGACUGUGAAGGCCCAGCAGGCUGGUGCCAGAGCAAUGAUCAUCACGGAGUCCGUGGACAAGUGGGAGGACUCGAUGGACCAUCUCAUUGAAAUGGUGGAUGACAGGAUGGAUACAGAUGUAAACAUCCCUGCAGGUUUUCUGCUCGGCCGCAGUGGCGCCACCAUCCUGCGAACGCUGCGCCGGCUCAAGAGGAACUACGCGAUCGUCAACCUACCCAUCAAUAUGACGCAUGUACCCAUUAGCAAAAUGAACCAACCCCCUUGGAUUGCGUGGUAAAGCUUUCGUACAUAGUAAAAAGGUACCUUUUGGUAUUUAGAAGAAUGGAGAGUGGGAAAACCACAUGGGUUGGUUAUUCAGGCGAUAUGCAAUAUUAUGAAAGGUUCAAUACGAAAUUAA
Messenger RNA from Cydia amplana, 876 nucleotides. RefSeq names its product PRADC1-like protein. Bases 112 to 756 code for a protein of 214 amino acids. NCBI's taxonomy places the organism in Eukaryota, Metazoa, Arthropoda, Insecta, Lepidoptera, Tortricidae. The transcript has 5 exons. The record is from RefSeq and is a predicted model, not a curated record.